Heterocephalus glaber (naked mole-rat) is the source of this 1275-nucleotide messenger RNA. RefSeq names its product formyl peptide receptor 1 (gene Fpr1). Gene Ontology annotation, molecular function: complement receptor activity; N-formyl peptide receptor activity. Gene Ontology annotation, cellular component: plasma membrane. Gene Ontology annotation, biological process: complement receptor mediated signaling pathway; positive regulation of cytosolic calcium ion concentration; inflammatory response. The record is from RefSeq and is a predicted model, not a curated record. NCBI's taxonomy places the organism in Eukaryota, Metazoa, Chordata, Mammalia, Rodentia, Bathyergidae.
CCUUGGUAUAUCUUCAGCUUCCUUAGAGCAGAGUCACUGUCCCCAGGAGAUCAGAACUUAGAACCAACUUAGGCAAGGACGGCAGCUGGAGGAUCAUCCAGGUAAGGACAAGAUGGUGACCAAUGCCUCUCUCCCCAUGAACGAGUCUGCAGGGACUCUGACUGCACCUGCCGGCUAUAUUGUCCUGGACGUCUUCUCUUAUGCAGUACUGGCCGUCACCUUUGUCCUGGGUGUGCUGGGCAAUGGGUUGGUGAUCUGGGUGGCUGGAUUCCGCAUGAAGCGCACAGUCACCACCAUCUGUUACCUGAACCUGGCCUUAGCUGACUUCUCUUUCUCUAUGACUUUGCCUUUCCUCAUGGUCCAGCAGGCCUGGGGAGGAAACUGGCCUUUGGGUUGGUUCAUGUGCAAGUUCAUUUUUACCAUAGUGGACAUUAACCUGUUUGGAAGUGUCUUCCUGAUUGCUCUGAUCGCUCUGGACCGCUGUAUUUGUGUCCUGCAUCCGGUGUGGGCCCAGAACCACCGCACUGUGAGUCUGGCCAAGAAGGUCAUCAUAGUGCUGUGGAUAUGUGCCCUGCUCCUUACCUUGCCAGUUAUCAUUCGUGUGACUACAGUGAUCUGUUCACCUGGGAAAACAGCCUGCACCUUUGACUUCGCACCCUGGACCACAGACCCUGAAGAGAACAUGAAAGUGAACAUCUCCAUGCAGACUGUGCGAGGGAUCAUCCGGUUCAUUAUUGGCUUCAGCCUGCCCAUGUCCACUGUUGCCAUCUGCUAUGGUCUGAUUGCCACGAAAAUGUACAGGCAAGGCCUGAUCCAAUCCAGCCGUCCCUUACGGGUUCUCUCUUUUAUCGUCAUUGCCUUUUUUCUCUGCUGGUGUCCUUUUCAGGUGGUGGCUCUCAUAGCCACCAUCAGAAUCCGAGACUUCUUGAGUGGGAUGAGUGGACACCUUAGAACUGCAGUGAAAGUAACAAUUUCCGUGGCCUUCUUCAACAGCUGUCUCAACCCGAUGCUCUAUGUCUUCAUGGGCAGGGACUUCCGAGAGAGACUGAUCCGCUCCCUGCCCGCCAGUCUGGAGAGGGCCCUGACCGAGGACUCCACCCCGACCAGUGACACAACAACCAAUUCCCCUGCACCUCCUGCAGAGGUCCAGUUAUAGGAGAUGUGAGGAGGAGGCUGGGAAUGCUUUUGUGGCUCCAGAUCCCCCUCUCACGCAGGGUGACCCACUGAUUAGGGACAAUUCCUGGUGUCCCCUGCUUUGAAGUGAAGAAAUAAACA